CCGGGAGAGCAGUCCGGCGGCUCAUAGUGGCGCACCGGCAGCUCGACGAAAUACUUGGACAGUCUGCACCACCAAGGCAUGGCUGAAGCUGGGACAUCUGCUGCCACUGAUGGCUCUGCAACUAAGACUGUUUCCCAAUUCCCAAUACUUGACUAAUGAGAUCCUUACCAACACAUCAGCAAGCUCAACUGAAGCUAGAAAGUUUGAUGUGGUUGAUGACCCUACGACAGUGAAAUCCAAGGACAUGAAAAUGGCUAAUACAGGCUCUACAAAUCUACACAGCCAAGCUAUGGCGUAUGUAAGGCUGUCUGAAGCCCCAGGAAUUAAGAUGAGUUCUUCCUUGAGAGGGAAUUAUCAAGAUCAAGAGAGCAAUGGUUUGCUAAAUGUACUGCCAAUAUCAGCUGAAAGUGCUGGAUUACUUCCAAGCCAUUCAGAUGGACCAAGAGGUUCAGACCUAGUCCUAGAGGCUGUGAUUGAAGCGGACGUUGCAGAGAAUACCAGACUGUUCGUCUCGCAGCCUCAUGAUCAGUUGCCUAAGGAGUGAUGAUGUGCUUGGAAUGAACGUUGCAAAGAACACCAAAUUCUUCUUCUCACAGCCUCAUGAUCAGUUUCCGAGCGAUGAUGAUGGUAGUUUUUGAUCUUUGGCUAGGAUUUGGUAUACCGCUUGUACAUUGAGCUUUGUAAAUCCGAAGACUACUCUGAUGGGCGAUGAGCAUGUAAUUUUCAUAAUCUCGAUAGCACUCACAGACUAAAACUUAGCGGAGACAGUGUAAUCUUGUGUUAUUGACUGGUUCAGAUGGCCUAGUACUCUAGUUUUACAUCAAACUACAUGGUAUCUGCUUCAGAAACAGGACAACCGCAAUGCCAUGUGCUAUGCACUAUGCUGAAGUGGAUGGAGUGCUUCGGACUCAGGAUUGGGCAAUGCAACAGGCUUGCUGUGUUGAAGUGGAUGGAGUGCUUGGGGCUUCUUUUCUGUUGUCAUUGUAGAGAUUGUUGCUCUGAUGGAUACUCUGUUUCUUUUCUGUAGCUAUUCUUGAUCUUUGUCAGGUAAUCGGAAUGCGUUAGUUUUUGCCUUGAGG
Phragmites australis (common reed) is the source of this 1079-nucleotide messenger RNA. RefSeq lists its product as uncharacterized. The record is from RefSeq and is a predicted model, not a curated record. NCBI's taxonomy places the organism in Eukaryota, Viridiplantae, Streptophyta, Magnoliopsida, Poales, Poaceae. The transcript is spliced from 5 exons. The coding region runs from base 110 to 544 and encodes 144 amino acids.